Molecule: messenger RNA, 936 nt
Organism: Chrysochloris asiatica (Cape golden mole)
Lineage: Eukaryota; Metazoa; Chordata; Mammalia; Afrosoricida; Chrysochloridae
Product: olfactory receptor 149-like
Exons: 1
Coding region: 1-936 (311 amino acids)
Biological process (GO): G protein-coupled receptor signaling pathway
Cellular component (GO): membrane
Molecular function (GO): olfactory receptor activity; G protein-coupled receptor activity
Source: RefSeq, a predicted model, not a curated record
AUGAAGAAUCGCUCGGUGGUGACUGAAUUUAUCCUGCUGGGCAUCCCACACACAGAGGGUCUGGAGACCAUGCUCUUUGUCCUGUUUUUGUCCUUCUACGUCUUCACACUGAUUGGGAACCUGCUCAUCAUACUUGCAAUUGUCUCCUCUACUCGGCUUCACACUCCCAUGUACUUCUUUUUGUGCAAGCUAUCAAUUUUUGACAUCUUUUUCCCUUCAGUGAGCUCCCCCAAGAUGCUGUUCUACCUCUCAGGGAAUAGCCGAGCUAUCUCCUACACAGGCUGUGUGUCCCAGCUCUUCUUUUACCACUUCCUGGGCUGCACUGAAUGCUUCCUGUUCACUGUGAUGGCCUAUGACCGCUUUGUGGCCAUAUGCUACCCUCUGCGCUACACAGUCAUCAUGAGCCAUAGGGUGUGUGCCAUCCUAGCCUCAGGAACCUCAUAUUUUGGCUGUAUUCAGGCCAUCUUUCUAACCACUCUCACUUUCCAGUUGCCAUACUGUGGUCCCAAUGAGGUGGACUAUUACUUUUGUGAUAUCCCAGUGAUGCUGAAGCUGGCCUGUGCAGACACUUCAGUGUUGGAGAUGGUGGGGUUGAUCAGUGUUGGUCUCAUGCCCUUCAGCUGCUUCCUUCUCAUUCUCACCUCCUACAGUCGCAUUGUCUACUCCAUCUUGCAGAUCCGCUCUGCGGAGGGUCGCCGCCGUGCCUUCUCUACCUGCAGCGCUCAUCUCACUGCCAUCCUUCUUUCCUACAUGCCGAUAGCAGUCAUCUAUCUGCAGCCCACCCCCAAGCCCUGGCUUAAUGCAACUGUUCAAGUCUUGAACAACCUGGUCACUCCUAUGCUGAACCCCUUGAUCUACAGUCUCCGGAAUAAAGAGGUCAAAUCAUCUCUAAGAAAGGUUCUACAUCAGUUGGGCUUCCUUCCUGAGCCGCUGUAG